UAGGCUUCUUUUGGAAGUUCGAGCCCAGUUGGGUCUUUGUCUUCUGAGGAUCAUGAUUUUGACCCCACUGCUGAGAUGUUGGUCCAUGACUAUGAUGAUGAAAGAACUCUUGAAGAAGAGGAAAUGAUGGAUGAGGGUAAAAACUUCAGUUCUGAAAUUGAAGACUUAGAAAAGGAAGGAAACAUGCCUCUAGAAGAUUUAUUGGCAUUCUAUGGCUAUGAACCUACAAUUCCAGCAGUUGCAAAUUCCAGUGCAAAUAGCUCCCCAAGUGAACUUGCAGAUGAACUACCAGAUAUGACACUAGACAAAGAGGAAAUAGCAAAAGACCUAUUGUCAGGUGAUGAUGAGGAAACUCAGUCUUCUGCAGAUGAUCUGACACCAUCUGUGACUUCCCAUGAAACUUCCGAUUUCUUCCCUAGACCUUUACGAUCAAAUACUACGUGUGAUGGAGAUAAAGAAUCAGAGGUUGAAGAUGUUGAAACAGACAGUGGUAACUCACCUGAAGACUUGAGGAAGGAAAUAAUGAUUGGUUUACAAUAUCAAGCAGAGAUUCCACCUUAUCUUGGAGAGUAUGCUGGUAAUGAGAAAGUGUAUGAAAAUGAAGACCAAUUACUUUGGCGUCCUGGUGUGGUUUUGGAGAGCAAAGUUAAGGAGUACCUUGUUGAGACCUCAUUAAGAACUGGAAACGAAAAAAUAAUGGAUAGGAUUUCUGCAGGAACACACACAAGGGACAAUGAACAGGCAUUAUAUGAACUUCUCAAGUGUAACCAUAAUAUAAAGGAAGCAAUUGAAAGGUACUGCUGCAACGGAAAGGCCUCUCAAGAAGGAAUGACUGCAUGGACAGAAGAAGAAUGCCGGAGCUUUGAACAUGCACUCAUGCUUUUUGGAAAAGAUUUUCAUCUUAUACAGAAGAAUAAGGUGAGAACUAGAACAGUUGCUGAAUGUGUAGCAUUCUACUAUAUGUGGAAGAAAUCUGAACGUUAUGAUUACUUUGCUCAACAGACAAGAUUUGGAAAGAAACGAUAUAACCAUCACCCUGGAGUUACGGACUAUAUGGAUCGUUUGGUGGAUGAAACAGAAGCUCUAGGUGGGACAAUAAAUUCUUCAGCCUUAACAUCUAACCGACCUGAGCCUGUUCCUGAUCAACAGCUGAACAUUCUCAGCUCUUUCACUGCCAGUGACUUGACAGCUUUGACCAGCAGUGUAGCGACCGUCUGCGAUCCAGCGGAUGUGACUUGUUUGGAUGAUAGCUUUCCUCCACUGGGCAGCACGCCCCGUGGACAAGUCAAUCAUGUGCCUGUUGGAACGGAGGAGUUACUCACCCUGCCCAGCAACGGGGAAAGUGAUUGUUUUAACUUAUUUGAGACUGGAUUUUAUCACUCAGAGCUAAACCCCAUGAACAUGUGCAGUGAAGAGUCAGAAAGACCAGCAAAGAGAUUGAAAAUGGGCAUUGCUGUUCCUGAAUCCUUUAUGAAUGAGGUUUCUGCAAAUAAUUUGGGUGUGGACUUUGAAAAUCACACACAUCAUAUCACCAGUGCCAAAAUGGCCGUGUCUGUGGCUGACUUUGGCAGUCUGUCUGCCAACGAGACCAAUGGUUUCAUCAGUGCCCACGCUCUGCAUCAGCACGCUGCCCUUCAUUCUGAGUGACAUGAGUGAGGGGCCCAGAAACAGUGGGUGUGCAGUACCAGUACCAGGAAAGUAUCAGGUUUGCUUAGUCUUUCACUGGAAGUUUGAACUUUUUUCACUAUGACAUCAGUGAUGUCAGUAUGUAUAGAACUAUAUCUUGAUUUAUCAAGAGUAUUUUCAUUUUCAAUCCAUAAAUGUGGAAAUGAACUAUGAUCAGCAGAGUUGGGAACUAAGAUUGAACUCUGUGGUGCAGCUUUAAGCUCUGCUUAUCUCUUCCUCAUCCCCGAUACCUCUUCCCCACUCCCUUCUUUUUCUAUUCUUUUCUGUUCCCCACUGCCCUCACUCCCAAUUUUAAAACCUGUAGACAGAGGCCACCAGCUCAAAACCAGCACAGAUGUUCUGAACUGAAUGGAGUGGCUUCUAUUCAUGUAAAUUCCUUUUGCCGUAAUGGAUGCAGUGGAAUAACAAUGUUUACAGGUACCGAUCCCGAUCCCUGCUCAAUGUAGCAUUUUUUGGUUUUAUUUUCUUAAUUAAAUAAAAGCAGGGGUAGGUUUCUUUAAACUGCACAAACAUGCAAGGAUUUUUUUAAAAAUGGAAACUUCUCUCAUGUUGUUCAACUAGAGCACUUCAGUUUACAAAACAGCAAGUCCAUCUUUAUGGAAGCCAGCACGAGGAACUGCGUGCAAAUUAUGAAGACGCUUGCUUGGAUCCUGUUUCAGAAUUCUAGACCAGGGCUACCUUACACAGAAUUGGUCAUUUUACUGCCGGAAGAUUUCUGUGUAACUUCAUUUAUUGGCUAAAAAUUUGGCAUUUGAAGGUGUGGUAUUUAGAUGGGGUUUUGUCCACCAUUAUCAAGAUUGUAAUCAUAAAAAUCAUACCAGUCAUUGAUAAUUUAGUUUAUCCUGAGGCAGUUGACUUGCGGGGCACAGUCUACAAAGCCUAGGAUGUUGCCACUCAUUGGUUUACAUUUUGGGACACCUCUUAAGUUGUUUUAUAGCGGUGCAGUUCAAAGUGUUAAUAUUUAGGAGGGAUUUCUAGAUUUUAGACAUAAAAUGCAGUAGAACCUUGAAGUAUAUUUAAACUUUUCUGUUUAGCUUGAACAGUUACUGGCAAGAAAAAUGUGAGUUCCUAUCU
Eubalaena glacialis (North Atlantic right whale) is the source of this 2760-nucleotide messenger RNA. RefSeq names its product MIER family member 3 (gene MIER3). Lineage: Eukaryota; Metazoa; Chordata; Mammalia; Artiodactyla; Balaenidae. The record is from RefSeq and is a predicted model, not a curated record. Gene Ontology annotation, cellular component: nucleoplasm. Gene Ontology annotation, biological process: negative regulation of transcription by RNA polymerase II. Gene Ontology annotation, molecular function: transcription corepressor activity; histone deacetylase binding. Bases 76 to 1647 code for a protein of 523 amino acids. The transcript is spliced from 12 exons.